Molecule: messenger RNA, 3241 nt
Organism: Oldenlandia corymbosa var. corymbosa
Lineage: Eukaryota; Viridiplantae; Streptophyta; Magnoliopsida; Gentianales; Rubiaceae
Source: the annotation of a GenBank genome assembly
AUCUCUUUCACAUGUGAUGAUGUGAAAGAGAUUGAUAACCUUGGAAAUGAAACAGUUAUUUCAAAGUUCGAAUUUGGUAGUUGCAGGUUAAUCGAAUCAGAGUAAAAUGAACUUUCUUUUUCAUCCACUUUUUUUUUAUUUUUCACUUUUGUUUUUCACUGCCCUUUAUUUAGUUUAAAUGACAAAAUCGACAAAGUAGCCCUUCACCCCUUUCCCCCUCUCGUUCACAGUCACAACAACGGCAACGGCGAUGAAUAACCCUUAAUCAGUGGUCGGCGAUCCCCACUAUCUCUCCGGCGUUCUUUGGCUGUUGAAAUCAUCUCGCCGGCGUCCUGGACGGAUUAAUUUCCCCAAUAUCCCAAUGCCUCAUCCUCUAGUUCUCCCCCGUUGUCCCAGCAAAACAAUAGAAAUGGUGCUGAAGAAUAUUGGUUCAGGCGACGGAAAAUUGCAGCAGCAGGGAACUAGACGAGCUUAAACUCUUGACUUCGUGGAGCAACUUUGAAACGCCUAAAACAGUAAGCUUUUGAUUCCAGUCGAUUUAUUUCUGAAAUACUGGCAUAGAUGAAUUAGAAAGCAUAAAAUGGCGAUUCGAAUCUAUGAAUUAAAUUAUAAAGCUUAGAUUAAGAAGUUUAUGAUUUGUUAGGGAUUGAUUUGGCAUGCAUAUUAGUUUCUGAAUCAAUGAAACAUAACCUACACUAACAUGUUUAUGUGAGGUCUCUACGAAGCGUUUGACCAAUUUGACUUAUUAACUUGCUGUAUGUAAGGUUGUUACAAGAUCAGAUUUUUUGGAAAGUUUGAGGCAUGAUAAGAAUUACUGAUUGGAGCUUAAAGGUUUCAAGAUAUGCGCUUGAGAAAUCAAUGGUUUGCAUGUUUUUGAAUGUUUACAUGAAGGCUGGAAUUGGGAUUAACUUGUUAUAUCUUGUUUUAAAUUGUGAACCCAUAAUUGAUCAGCUUUGGUAGAACUUAAAUUCUCUUGUACUAUUUAAAGUGACCUAUUGGAAUUGUUAUUUAAGAAUCGUUAUUUGGAUCCGUUUUCAAGAUUUCUUUUUAUGAAUGUCUUCUUUGUUUAACCCAAUUUAAUGAGGCAAUUUCAGAUUAAAUGAAUUUCUGGUUUGUCCAGAAAUUCGAUUAGAUCGUCGCAUAUCAGUCACUGGAAAAUCUGGAAAUUUGAAUGUAAUCCAUGAUAAAGUCUAUAUAUCUUUUUCCCUGGCCGGAAAAGGCUUGAGUUCAUCUUCUUCUCUUCUAAAAUCCAUGAUGAAGUCUAUAUAUCUUGUUCCAUCAUUUUGGCUCAGUUAGUUUCUUAUAUUGUAUAUGCUGUAAAGCGUAAAUACAGAGUUGGAUGAUGUUUUGUUCAUUUUUAUGGUUGAGUUUUCAUCUUCUAUGGUUUUGGGUGUGCUUGCAAUUUUUUAAAGAUUGGCACUCGUCUUGAAUGUCUAUCUCUGUGCUCUUUCCUUCAUUUGAACGCUUCUGCUUGUGGUUCUUUGUUGAUGUUUGACUGAUGAAAGUGUUUAAAUUUGAUCUUUUGUUGCUUUUAAGUAAUUUUUUCCAAUAUGUAGGAUACUUAAAUGUUAUUCCAUUAUGAGGAACAAUAUGAAACAUUUUGACACAUGUUGCGCAAGAUAGCAUGAACUAGUAAUGUUGGGAGCACCAUUGUGCACUUUGGUUGUAUAUGGGUUGUUGAAUUGGAUGGUAAGGGGGAAGGAAGUGUACAGAUGUUCUAGGUUUCAUAUCUCCCAGUUACGAAGGGAAAACUGGUUUUCGUGGCGCAGGGUAUAGCAAGUGAGAGCUCAUGAUCAUUUUCCUUUGUAGUUGGAAAUGGCUUAACUUGUUCAUCAUUGGGUAUUUUCUAGUAAUUGUGCCAUGACAUGGACCUUUAGUAUGUUUGGCAUGCAUUCGGGUUAUCAUUGAUGUGAUUGGAACGUGUGCUGGCCUUACUUUUGGGUUGAAUUUUUUGUUGUUUUGGAGUUUUUGACAAGAAAUGGUUUGUAGCAGUUUAGAUGUUAAAUUCCAAUUUGGUGUAUGCUUAAGCAUAAAUAUUGCCAUCCCUAUCCUCUUCUCCUCCUCGCCUACCCACUUCAACUUCUUCCUCUGUUUCUAUUUUCCUAAAAACUGUAAUGAUGAGCAUAUUGAACAGGUUUUUACUUCAUUUAGUUGAAUGUCAUUGUUAGUCACAUCAAUGAUUAGAAACUUUUCAGAAAAGGGGAUUGCAGGUCUACGAUAACAGUCCAAGCUUCCUCAAGGAGCUUUGUUCUCAUCUAAAGUUUGCAGCUUGUACCUGGUUUGGGCAGUAGGAAUUCUAUCCACCAUCUAAGUUGGACAUUUAACACCGUUCUUAAGUACAUUAUACUGCAGAUAAGUGAUGUCUCUACGUAAACCUCCGCUUCCUCGCCUUCUCCUAAAUAAUGUAUCUUGCAUGAGAAAUGCUCAGCAAAUCCUGCGCCAUGUAAAUGCCUCUAUUCAUGAUGGUAGUGCCCUUGUUCUGACCGGCACAAAUGGCUCAGGCAAGACCACUUUCUUGCGCAUGUUGGCAGGAUUUUCUAAACCAUCUGCGGGUGAGAUACUAUGGAAUGGACAUGACAUUACGGAUUCUGGUGUUUUCCAUCAAUAUAAGCUUCAACUCAACUGGCUCUCACUUAAAGAUGCUAUCAAGGAGAAGUUUACAGUCCUUGACAAUGUUCAAUGGUUUGAAGUUCUUGAAGGCAAGGACGGUAGCAGGUCUUUGCCUGCUAUAGAGCUUAUGGGGCUUGGAAGAUUAGCAAAAGACAAAGCAAGAAUGCUUUCGAUGGGUCAACGGAAAAGACUACAGCUAGCACGUUUACUGGCAAUUGAUCGCCCAAUUUGGUUGCUUGAUGAACCGUCCGUCGCAUUGGACGACGAUGGGGUGAAACUGUUGGAGUAUAUUAUUGCAGAACAUAGAAAGAAAGGUGGCAUUGUCAUUGUGGCUACUCAUUUGCCGAUUAAGAUCGAAGACGCAAUGGUUUUAAGAUUACCGCCAAGGUUCCCACGGAGGAUGACUUUGGUAGACAUGCUUGAUCGAGGGUGACUAGAUUGAGACGGCGAUAGUCGUGGACAACAUGUGCGAGAUUCCACAAAAACAGUGCAUCUCAGGCACCAAGGAGAUUUUGAGAGGGAACCCUUGUUAUCCAACUUGAUGGCCAGCUCCUUGGUGUUAGACUUUUUGAGUUGUUCCUUCGUGCUGCGUAUCAUCACUCUUUUUAAGUUUUACUUGCUCUACUUUUAG